CAGCUGACGGCCAGUCGGCUCAAAGGGACACCCGAUUGCCCCGACUACGGGCCCGCUACUGUCAAGUGGCCAGUCGGCAUCGACCUCGGUUGCUGGCGGUGUCGGCCAUUUGUGCUGGGUCUUCGCGUUCUAUCGCAUGCCAGUCCACCUUUGCUUGUUCACCGCUUUUUAUCCUCUCCUCUGGCUCUUCCUCACCGUAUCUCCAUGGGCGUUGACCAGACCAAAUCCGGCUAA
Molecule: messenger RNA, 234 nt
Organism: Protopolystoma xenopodis
Lineage: Eukaryota; Metazoa; Platyhelminthes; Monogenea; Polystomatidea; Polystomatidae
Source: the annotation of a GenBank genome assembly